This is a messenger RNA of Adineta ricciae, 1449 nucleotides long. The record is from the annotation of a GenBank genome assembly. Lineage: Eukaryota; Metazoa; Rotifera; Eurotatoria; Adinetida; Adinetidae.
AUGGCCAUGACUGAUAAACAUCUCCUACCAUCUUCAUUAUUCAUUGGAAAUAUACCACAAUAUUCAUCUGAAAAAGACGAACCGUAUUCUCAUAUACAACGACCAUCGAUUUUAUAUAAUUACAAGAAUGGCCAUUCGUCAUCUGAGCAUGCUGGUGCACAAUUCAAUAUCUUGUAUGACGAAGGAGAAGAUAAUGGCGAACAAACAUCCGGAUGUUUAUUUGAACUGACUCCGCCGACGACAAUUCCGAUCCAACGCGUCUCAUCGGAAGAUGAUUUCAAUUUUUACGGAAAACGUAAACGUGCGAAGUUUAUCGGACCCUAUCUGUUUGGCGAUGUGAUUGGUCAAGGUUCCUAUGCCAAAGUUAAAGAAUGUCUCGAUCGUCGUAGUUUGUGUCGACGAGCUGUGAAAAUUAUGCAACGACGCCGUUUACGUAAAACUCCUCAUGGCGAAAAAAUGGCAGCGACCGAGAUACGUUUAUUGAAGAAAUUGAAUCAUCCCAAUGUAAUCAAAUUGUACGACUUUAUCAGAAAUGACGAAAAGCAAAAAUUGUAUUUAUUUAUUGACCUUUGCGUGGUUUCGUUACAAGAAAUGCUCGAUAGUGAUGAACAUGAACGACAAACGAAAGCAUUUCCGAUCUGGCAAGCACACAGAUAUUUUGUACAACUAAUCGAUGGAAUCGAGUAUUUGCAUUCGAAAUUUAUUAUUCAUAAUGAUAUUAAACCUGGAAAUUUACUGAUCACAAUUGAACAUCAAUUGAAAAUUACAGAUUUCGGAACAGCUGAGCAACUUGACAUGUUCAGUGUUGAUGAUACAAUCAACAGAAGUCAAGGUACGCCGGCAUUUCAAUGUCCUGAAAUCGCCAAUGGUGAAGAUACAUAUAGUGGUUUUUCGAUUGAUAUUUGGUCGUGCGGUGUGACUUUAUACAAUCUUGUGACGGGCACUUUACCAUUCGAAGCUGAUAAUAUCUAUUUAUUAUUUCAAACUAUCGGCAAAGGUGUUUAUACAAUCCCAGAUGAUACUGAACCCCAUUUAACCUCACUUUUACAUGGAUUAUUACAUAUCGACAAACGCCAACGUUUCACCGUUGAACAAAUCAAACAACACGAGUGGUUUCGACGACGGCCGCCACGCACAUUUGAUUUCUUACCAUUCCCUCAAUUAGCAUUGAAUCGUUUUCAAUCAUGCACUAUGCAAGAUUAUUUGAUCGAAUUACAUCGAACCUCGACACUCUCAAAUGAUAACAAUCACAUAGAAGAGGAGACAAUCAAAAUUCCCAACAAUCCAGUAGCCUUCUUCAAUUCAUCAUAUGACAAUCAACCAAUGAAUCGACAACCGAAUGGCCGCACUGCUCUGAAUUGCAGUUGCAGUCGAACAUUAAGCGGUGACAAUAUUCCUUCAAUUAAAUCUCGAUCUCGACAUCCACCCAAAAUCUGUGUCUUAUCAUGA